Micromonas commoda is the source of this 608-nucleotide messenger RNA. RefSeq lists its product with no specific name. Gene Ontology annotation, molecular function: RNA binding; structural constituent of ribosome. The transcript has 3 exons. The coding region runs from base 1 to 450 and encodes 149 amino acids. Lineage: Eukaryota; Viridiplantae; Chlorophyta; Mamiellophyceae; Mamiellales; Mamiellaceae. Gene Ontology annotation, biological process: translation. Gene Ontology annotation, cellular component: cytosolic small ribosomal subunit; ribosome. The record is from RefSeq and is a predicted model, not a curated record.
AUGUACGCUCUUGUUUCAGGAGCAAUAAAAGCCGCCGUCGCGCAUCGAGGAGGCCCUUUUGUACCCGUCAGUGACAGGUCCAUGUCUGCUCCUUACAAGGCUCCUGGUGCCAAGGGCGAUGAGGGUGACGCUCCCCGCGUUCACCGCAUCCGCAUCACCCUCACCUCCAAGAACGUCGCUAACCUCGAGAAGGUGUGCGCGGAUCUCAUCCGCGGCGCCAAGGAGAAGCGCCUCAAGGUGAAGGGCCCCGUGCGCAUGCCCACCAAGGUUCUCAGGCUCACCGUCCGCAAGUCGCCUUGCGGUGAAGGUACCAACACCUGGGACAGGUUCCAGAUGCGCAUCCACAAGCGCCUCAUCGACCUCCACUCCCCCGCCGACGUCGUCAAGCAGAUCACCUCCAUCUCCAUCGAGCCCGGUGUCGAGGUUGAGGUGACCAUCGUCGACGCCUAAGCGCCCGAGAGUCGGAGACGAAGGCGAGGGGCGCCCGUCGCCGCCGACGGGAACCUCGCGCCCACCCGAUCGAGACCGCGGAUUGACGCGCGUUUGUUCGAAUAGACUCGUUUGUUCGUUUUAAUACCACCGAAAGCGCGCGUCGGAGCUAUGAUACA